Messenger RNA from Saprolegnia diclina VS20, 1855 nucleotides. RefSeq lists its product as hypothetical. The coding region runs from base 28 to 1656 and encodes 542 amino acids. Lineage: Eukaryota; Oomycota; Saprolegniomycetes; Saprolegniales; Saprolegniaceae. The transcript has 7 exons. The record is from RefSeq and is a predicted model, not a curated record. Gene Ontology annotation, molecular function: RNA helicase activity; nucleic acid binding; ATP binding.
GCUCUGUGUUCCAUACGCCAAUUCCAGAUGCAAUUCGCGGACCUGCCGCUGCCGGCGCCGGUGCAGGCGAGUCUUCGAGCCUGCGGCUUCCAUGUCCCGUCGCCGAUCCAGGCCAAGGCGCUGCCGAUCGCUCUCUUUGGGAACGACCUCAUUGCGCAGGCCAAGUCGGGCAUGGGCAAGACGCUCGUCUUUGCGACAGUGGCCAUCGAUCUCGUCCAUCGUUCGAGCACGAGCUGGGCUGUCAUGCUGGCGCCGACGCGCGAGAUUGCGCUGCAAAUCCAGCAUGUGUUGCAGUCAUUGCUCGCACCGAUUCCAAGCUUGGACGUUACCAUGGUCGUUGCAUGCAUAGGUGGGCUGCCCAUCGACACGGACGAAGCGAACCUCCGGCGCAAGACGACACGGCUCGUCGUGGGCACGCCCGGUCGUCUCAAGUCGCUCGUUCAGCGCAAGAGCCUCCUUGCCGACCAAGUUCAUCUCCUCGUGCUCGACGAAGUCGACAAGCUGCUUCAACCCGACUUUGAAGCCGACAUGCGAUUUAUCCUCUCGGCGCUGCCAACCUCCAAGCAAACGAUCGCUUGCUCGGCCACGUUCACGCCCGACCAGCUAGCCGACCUCGCACGGCAAAUGCAUCAUCCGCAGUUUGUUUGCGUGCGCGGACCCAACGUUGUCACGACCGAGUACGUCCAGGCCGACGACACGGCCGCAUGGCGCGACCGCGAGGCCAACGCGGCGCCCGAGGUCUGGCUGCGCGGCGUGCAGCAGCGCUACGUGCUUUUGGAUCCAUCGAGAAAGGAAGAGUUGCAUGUCGUCAAGCAGGAGCAGCUCACGAGCCUCCUCACGCGCCAGCCGUUCCACCAGUGCAUCGUCUUCUCCAACGACAAGUUUCGCGCCGAGACGGUCGCGGCGGCGCUCUCGACCAGCGGGUUUCCUGCCGAGUGCAUCACGAGUGCGCAGAGCCAAGAGCAGCGCACGGCCGCCAUGGACCGCUUCCGGGCGUUUGGAGUGCGCAUUCUUGUAUCGACCGAUCUCACGGCGCGAGGCAUUGACGUGGACCGCGUCAACCUUGUGAUCAAUUUGGAGCUGCCGCGGGACCCGGCGACGUAUUUGCACCGCGUUGGUCGCGCGGGGCGCUUUGGGGGACACGGCGUCGCAGUGACGCUGCUUGGGACAAAGGAGCUCGCCGCAGUCGAAGCCCUCGCAAAGCUCUUCAAGAUGAAGAUUACCGAGCUCGACUCUCACUGCGCCGUGACGCCCGACGUGGAAGACGACCACGAGCAAGGCUUGUACGCGCACACGGACCUUCCAGAGGAGCUGUACCAGCGCAACCCGACCCCGCUUCCCCCCGUGCUACCGUUGCUGCCAACGGAAUUUGUCGCCGUAGAGUCGAUCGAGGUCGUCGCCAAGCAGGCCGAUCAACCGCGGUCACGGCCGACCCAGGCUCGGGAACUUCAAGCCCUGAAAACGAGCCAAGACGACAAAGCAGGCGCCGUCCAUACACCCUUCCUUCGCGACGGAAGCGCCACUAACAAUGUCCUUGCCAAGGAGGACCCUGCCGCCAACGAUCACGAAGAGAUGGUCGAGAAGCCGUGGACGCCGUCGCCGGCCUACGAAGACGAGGAAGCGCAGUACGAAGCCUGGUGUCGAGCAUUUCGAUAGCUUGGGUAUCCACCUCGUAAGAUGGAGAGACAUAGGUAGUUUGACCACUAUAAGUAAGAAGGGGGGGAAAGACACGCUACGUGUCGAAGUCCACGAGUUGCCGGACGGCCGUGCUGCCAUUGUGGCGGCGGAUGGGCGACGAAUCGGGGCUCGAAUCGUCGUCUUCCUCAUCCUCAAUCUCGAAGCUCUUGCUGUUGCG